Molecule: messenger RNA, 3294 nt
Organism: Pteronotus mesoamericanus
Lineage: Eukaryota; Metazoa; Chordata; Mammalia; Chiroptera; Mormoopidae
Gene: NLRP5
Product: NLR family pyrin domain containing 5
Exons: 11
Coding region: 1-3294 (1097 amino acids)
Biological process (GO): regulation of inflammatory response
Cellular component (GO): cell cortex; mitochondrion; nucleus
Molecular function (GO): protein binding
Source: RefSeq, a predicted model, not a curated record
AUGGGGGAAGCCAGCCCACCUCCCUCUCCCGACUCUGGGCUGCAGGAGUGUCUCAGGCAGCUGAGUAAAGAAGAGUUUCAGACAUUUAAGGACUUGCUAAAGGAAAACACUUCAGAACUGGACACGUGCUCUUUUCCCUGGGAGGAGGUGGAUGACAGCCACGCGGAAGAGUUAGCGUCCAUCUUGCAUGAGCAUUGUAGUGGACCUCUCGUCUGGAAGAUAUGCCUGGACAUCUUUCACGAGAUGAACCUGCCGGCACUCUCUCAGAAGGCGAGGGAUGAGAUGGAAAAGUCUUCACCGACUGAAACACGAGAAGACUCGACACCCACGAAGACUGACCAAGGGACCAGCAUGGACGGAGUUCCAGGCCACGGGGGUGACGAAUGGGCCUACAAACGCCACGUGACGAUGAAGUUCGCCGGGACGUCGGGUGCCCACCAUGGUUUUGAAAGCUUUGCCUCUGAUUGUCCCCAAACGCACGCGUUGUUUGCUGCAUUCAAGCCAGACCCGCGAGGCUCCCGGCCCCUCACCGUGGUCCUGCACGGAAGACCAGGGGUGGGGAAGUCGGCUUUGGCCAGAAGAAUCCUGCUACACUGGGCUCAGGGGGAGCUCUACCCGGGUGUGUUCUCCUACGUCUUCUUCCUCGACGCCAGGCACCUUCCGUUGAGGAGGAAACACAGUUUUGCGGAGUUAAUUUCCAGGGAGUGGCCAGACUCCCCAGUCCCCAUGAUGAAGAUCCUGUCCCAGCCAGAAAGGCUCUUGUUUGUGGUCGACGGUUUUGACGACCUGGACGCUUCCUUCAAAGAUGCCGACACGCAUCUCUGUGCCGACUGGACAGAGAAGCAGGCGGUGCCUGUCCUGAUCCGUAGUCUGCUGAAAAAGGUCCUGCUCCCGGGGUCCUCCCUAAUAGUCACCGUCAGCGACGUGGGCGUGGAAAAGCUCAAAGCCAUGGUCGCCUCUCCCCGCUACCUCCUUGUCGAAGGAAUCUCGAUGGAAAGAAGGAUCCAGUUGUUCCUCGAGCACAUCAAGAGCGAGGACCAAAAAAUGCAACUCUUGCACUCCCUGGCAGACAACCACAUGCUGAUGGACGGGUGCCAGGUGUCCACCGUGCGGUCUCUCAUCUGCCAGGCUCUCGAGCUGCAGGCGGCGUCGGGGAAGAGCCCGCCCCCCGCCUGCCAGGUGCUCACGGGCUUGUACGCCACAUUUCUGGUGCAUCAGCUCACCCCUCGAGAUGCACCGAGGCGCAGCCUCAGCCCGGAGGAACGCGUCACCUUGAAGGGCUUGUGCCGGGCGGCCGCGGAGGGCAUCUGGGCCAUGAAGUUUGUGUUUUACGCCGAUGACCUGGGCGUCCACGGACUGACAGAGCCGGAGCUCUCCUCUCUGCUUCGCAGGAACAUCCUCCUCCACGACGCCCGCGGGGAAAGGUGCGUCACGUUCCUGCACCGAAGCCUGCAGGAGUUCUGCGCAGCCUUGCACUAUGUUCUCGAAGGCCUGGAAACGGAGUGGGAUCUCCGCCCUGUGUGUGGGGAGAACAGGUCGGCUCUGAAGGAGCUCAGACAGAGCAGCUGCAACGCCCACUUGCUCCCAAUGAAGCGUUUCCUGUUUGGCCUCAUGAACCAAGAGGUGGUGCGGAUGCUGGAGGACUUGCUGGGACGUCCCCUCGUCCUGGUGGUGAGGCGGGUACUUCUCCACUGGGUCUCUCUGUUGGGUCAGCAGGCCGACACCUCCUCCCCUCUGGACUUCCUGGACGCCUUCUACUGUCUCUUUGAGACCCAAGAUGAAGAGUUCGUCCGUUCGGCCUUGAACGGCUUCCAAGAAGUGAGGCUGACAGUGAACCGGCAGAUGGACCUGCUCGUGUCGUCUUUCUGUGUCCAGCGUUGCCAGCAUUUGCAGAAAAUUCAGAUGAACGUCAGAGAGAUCUUCCCCGAAGAUGAGUCCACCGAGGCACGGCCCGUCAUUCCGCAAGGGGUGCAGAUCAAGCCCCUGGUGAACGCGUGGUGGGAAAACCUCUGCUCCGCGCUCGGCGCCCACCCGAGCCUGCAGCAGCUGGACCUCAGCAGCAGCAUCCUGAGCGAGUGGGCCGUGAAGACCCUGUGCGUCAAGCUGAGACAGCCAACCUGCAGAGUACAGAAGCUGAUAUUCAAAGGUACACAGUUUACACUCGGCCUGCAUCACCUCUGGAAGACUCUCAUCAUCAACUCCACUAUUAAGCACGUGAACUUGGAAAGCACGCGCCUGCAGGAGGAAGACAUAGGCGUAGCGUAUGAAGCGCUCAAGCACCCUAACUGUGUGCUGGAGUCUUUACGGUUGGAUGACUGCGGACUGACCCACACCUGCUGUCUGCUGCUGUCCCACGUCCUGCUGACCUCCACCAGCCUGAGAUCGCUGAGCCUCGCGGGAAACGAGGUGGCCGACGAGAGCGUCGCGCCUCUCUGUGAGGCCUUGAAGGUCUCGCGGUGCGCCCUGCAGAAACUGAUACUCGGGAGCUGUGGCCUCACGGCCGCCACCUGCCGGGAUCUGGCCUCGGUGCUCCGAUGCAACCAGAGACUGACACACCUGGACCUGUCCGGCAACAGGCUGGGGACGGAAGGUGUGGCGGCGUUGUGUCGAGCCUUGAAGCUUGUCACCUGUGCUCUGCAGAGGCUGAUACUAAGAGAAUGUGACCUGGACACCACGGGCUGCGGCUUCCUCGCCCUUGGACUCAUGAGCAACCGCCACCUGACACACCUGAGCCUUAGCGCGAACCCCUUGGGAGACGAUGGCGUGAACCUGCUGUGUGAGGUCCUGGCGGAAACGUCGUGUCACCUCCAGGACCUGGAGUUGAUGAAGUGCCACCUCACAGCCACCUGCUGCAAGAACCUGUGCGCCGUGAUCACCCGGAGCAGGCAUCUGAGGAGCCUGGACCUCGCGGCCAACGCCCUGGGCGACGCGGGGGUGGCGGCCCUGUGCGAGGGACUGAAGCAAAGGACGACAUGUCUGAGGAGACUCGGGCUGGAGGCGUGCAAGCUGACGUCUGACUGCUGUGGGGUCCUGGCCUCAGCGCUCAUCUGCAACCAGAACCUCAGCAGCCUGAACCUAAUGCGGAACCAUUUUGGUCCUGAGGGAAUAAAGAGGCUGUGCCCAGCCUUCGAACACCCCACAUGUAACCUGCAAGUUAUUGGGCUGUGGAAGUGGGAAUAUCCUGGUCCAACGAGGAAACUGCUGGAGGAGGUCCAAGCGCUGAAACCACACACCGUGAUUGGUGACGGCUGGUAUUCUUUUGACGAAGAGGAGCGGUACUGGUGGAAAAACUGA